This is a messenger RNA of Styela clava, 1347 nucleotides long. RefSeq lists its product as uncharacterized. Lineage: Eukaryota; Metazoa; Chordata; Ascidiacea; Stolidobranchia; Styelidae. The record is from RefSeq and is a predicted model, not a curated record.
UCUAAUUAUUCUGAAAAAUUUGCUGAAUUGAAAGCAACGAAUAAGAUGCUGAAACAACAGCUUGAGGACCAGAAGAAAACGCUUCGUUGGAUUUUGAGAGAUAAGUGCAUAUCAAAAAUUGAGCAUGCAUGCUAUUUCACGGUGGUACAUUCAAGAACGCAAGUCAACUACAAAACAGCAGUCGAAAUCUGUAAAGAUCGUGGUGCAGACAUCGGUGUGAUUCGAGAUAAUGAUUCCUACACUGAGAUCAUGAAUGACUUGAGAUUUAAAAUGCCAAGAGGCACAUUUUACAAUGACGUUUGGACCGGUUUGGGCUUCAAUCCAUUUACGGGCGAGAUCACACCUGCUAAUUCCUUUACUGAAUGGAUCAACGAAAAGCCAUACAUGGGAGUUCUAACCAGAGAUUACACAAACGUUUUCCUUCACGUCAAUCGUAAUCCAGCCCACUGGAAACAAGGCAUGAGAAAUGUGAAGCCUAAUGAACAUUUUUACGGGGUUGUUUGUGAGAUCAAGCUCUAAGAACAAUUUGCUUGUUAUUGUAAAUUGAUUUACUUGUUCUAUAAUGAAUUGCUUUUUUGUAUUUGUUCCUAACUGAAAAAAUUCGGUAAUUGACUGAAACUCAAAACAAGUUAAAUAGUUACCAAGCAAAAGAAGCGAAAACAAUUUCAGUACUUUUCCCUAGAUCAGGGCUACUCAACUGGCGGGCCGAGGUCCGAAUCAGGAUUCUUUAAUUAUUCGGCGAUCGCUGGGUACAUCCUCGCCAUUACUCUUAAAUAUAGAUCAUCUUUACAAAAAAUCUGAAUAAAUGAAUGAAUGAGUUUUAGGUUAUAAAUCUAUUUGAACUGAUGGAACUGAUAGAUAGAGAGAUAAUGAUUUAUUUCUGAAUAUUUCAUUACAUAUUGCAGUAAGAAUAAACAAACAUACAAUAUUCACGAAAUAUAAUCGGAAGGGGGCGGAGAAGACAUCAAUGUCGACCGACCCACAGGAAAAGUUCCUAUCAGGACAAGACACUCUGACACAGGCAUCGUAAUUGCAGUGAAAAGAAAAACUUUUUUUUUUAAUUUUAAGUCCGGUUAAGAAGCCGCUAUAAUCGAAAUUGUAAGUUCCAUGAUUGUUGCCUUCAUUUUAUAAAAUGUAUACUGUUAUUGCAACUGCUUAGUCAUAGUCAUAUUUUGCAUACUGCUUUGUUUUGAAUCUACUAACAAAGAUUAUUCAUUCAGAAUUUUCGACCGACAGAGCGUUUUCGUAAUAUUCUAUGAUGCAGUAUACGCCGUUUGCUUUGCGGUUAAUAUAUAUAGCAAACAUAUAGUAAUUGUGUUCUUUUUGGCCAGAGUUUUGCAUUGAGAU